CGGACUUCCAACUCGGACAUCACGAUCCAUAUAGGGCAAUUCUGUCAAUACCCAAGUGCUCAUUGCAUUUUUCGCACCUAAUUGAUAUACUGGGGACUAUACUCUGUCCCCUCCCGGUCCCACGAGGCCACGACUUUUCGCUCUUCGAACGACCGCAUCUCCGAAGAAGUCAAAACUCUACAUCUUCGAACUGCCGAACGGACAUCGCCCCCAAUUCAACAACCGAACACGGUCGUUUGAGGUCUCGGAGAGAUCGAUAUUUUCACAAAAAUGCCCCCCAGCAAUAUCAUACGGGCAAUGCAGCCCCUCCGAUCCUGCAUCCCCGCUUCCUUCCUCCAGUCGACACGGUUAGGCAACAUCGUCAGCCGCGCCGCUUCAACCACAGCCCCAGUCGCCAAACACCAACAGACAGCCCCCGAACUCACGCCCUCGCCGACCUACCCCUACACCCUCAAGACCGGCACUGUCGUCUCCGUUGGCCGCAUGGACCGCACCGUCCGCGUCAGCCACUCCCGUACAACCUGGGACCCGUACCUCCGCAAGACCUACCCCAAGAUCACGCACUACCUCGUCGCCGACCCCCGCAAUUCUCUCCGCGAGGGCGAUGUCAUCGAGUUCUCGUCCGGGUUCCCGAAGAGUCGCAAUGUGCGGCAUGUCGUUGAGCGGAUUGUGGCGCCGUUUGGGAGUGCGAUUGAGGAUCGUCCGCCUGUUAUGACGCGCGAGGAGCGCGAUGCUGUGCGUGCUGAGAAGAGGGCUGCUAAGUGGCAGCGGCGGGAGGCGAGGAGGUCGGAGGGUGGUGAGGUGCAGGGUGUGAAGGAGCAUAUUGGACGGAUCAGAGCACUGAUUUAUGAGAGGGUCGGUGAGCUCAGUGCGUGAAGGGGAGGGUUUUUGGGGUCUUCGGAAUCGGUAUCUGUAUGAGGGAUAUGAGAGUCUCCCUCCUGUAUAGGGAUUGCGAGAUAAAGUGUACUAUACUCUGAACAUUCAUGCUCUUUUACUGUUCUUUUGGAGAAUUGGCUCGUCGAAGUACAAGGCGAAAUAGCGAGGAAUUCGUUCAGAUCUGCCAUCAUCCUCGGUUGCUUACUUUGCCAGCUGAAACUGGCUCUGAAGUGAUAACUGU
Molecule: messenger RNA, 1117 nt
Organism: Aspergillus novofumigatus IBT 16806
Lineage: Eukaryota; Fungi; Ascomycota; Eurotiomycetes; Eurotiales; Aspergillaceae
Product: uS17 family ribosomal protein
Exons: 3
Coding region: 271-876 (201 amino acids)
Biological process (GO): translation
Cellular component (GO): ribosome
Molecular function (GO): structural constituent of ribosome
Source: RefSeq, a predicted model, not a curated record